GUUAGCGCUUACAUCACUCUGUCUGCACAUCUGGGCGACCUCAUACGAGUAUUUAAAAAAUAAGAACUCAUACCCCUGGUUCUCUUACAGCGAUUCACCUGCUUUUGAUUUGUUCCACCUCCAGCCAUGCUGGCUAUACUGGCCUUCAUCAUCCUCUUCCACAUUGUCUCUAUUUUACUCCUCUUCAUCGCGACCAUAAAGAAUGCGUGGUGGGUGACGGAUGGUGUGAUUUUCCAAACUGACCUGUGGUACAGCUGUAAUUCCACAAAAUGCUAUGAGAUUCCGAACAGUGCAUCCACGACAGCAGGCUACCUCCAGGCUGUCCAGGCCACAAUGAUACUCGCCACCAUCUUGUGCUGCGUGGGCUUCUUCGUUUUCAUCCUGCAGCUUUUCCGUUUGAAGCAAGGCGAGCGAUUCGUCUUCACUGCCAUCAUUCAGCUGCUGUCCUGCCUGUGCGUGAUGAUCGGAGCGUCCAUCUACACGGCCCAGCGCACGAGUUUCCAGAGCACUGAGUUCUACAAGGGCAGUUACGGCUAUGCCUUCAUCUUAGCUUGGGUCGCCUUUCCAAUGACUCUCAUCAGCGGCCUGAUGUAUCUAGUGCUGAGGAAACGCAAGUAAAGCACAACAGCCCACCUCAUCAGCUGACACCAGCUAUGGCCUCCCAGCUCACGUCUGAGUCGAUUUAUUUUGUAAAUAUACGUUUUUUGUUGUUGUUGUUGUUGUUGUUUUGUGUGUAGUUCAAAUACA
Molecule: messenger RNA, 747 nt
Organism: Chanos chanos (milkfish)
Lineage: Eukaryota; Metazoa; Chordata; Actinopteri; Gonorynchiformes; Chanidae
Gene: emp2
Product: epithelial membrane protein 2
Exons: 5
Coding region: 127-618 (163 amino acids)
Cellular component (GO): plasma membrane
Source: RefSeq, a predicted model, not a curated record